CGUGAGGGGCGUGGUAAAGUGCACUUAACCAUUUCCCUUUUCUCAACUAUAUUACAUUUCGUUGGCAACACCAGUCGGCUGAUCGCGAUAUUUCAGUGAUUCGGCGAAUCGUAAUAGAUAAUGUAGCCCCCUCAGUCAUCAAUGAAAUAAAUUCAUCUAUUUUGUAUGUAGAUUGUAGGGUACUCGUUCCGAUUAAGUUCUUGGUUUUAUUACCAUAUUUGUGUGUAAACCUUUCUAGUUUCUCGUCUUGUUUAAUACUACAAAGCUUGUGUUGCCGAUUGAAUUCGUUCCCGAGUGUUGAUCUUGCGUUCGCAACCGCGACAUCCGGAAAUCCUCUUCUGCUUAAGGAAAUCAAUACCUAUUUAUUAUUAUUAUCCAGGUGAGUCACCAUUUUACUAAUGCAAGUAUUUCUCUACAAUUUAAAUUAUGUGCAAUAGUAUUUACUCUUUGAUCGGUGAGUUUAGUAUCCACAUAAGUAAUAAUUAUUGGUUGCUAAAGAAAAAUAAUGUUAAUUAUGUUAUACAUUAUAGUUAUAUCAAUCUACUUGCCAACAAUAGUUUACUAUUGUAUUUUUUAUGAAUUCAAUAAAUUUAAGGAAAACCAAUUAUUAAUAAUAAUAUAAUAAUAUAAUAUUUACAAGCAGCCUCUUGCAAUCAGGUCAGAACGACAAAUUUAAUGAGUUUUCUCCAUAAUUGAAAUAUUAAAGAGAAUAUCAGUUACAAAAUGUACUUAACAAAUGCAUGUUUGUAUAAAUACAUAUUUUUAAAGAAAAAAACUACUUAUUAAUUUAUUACUGGAAAAUUAUUGAAUACUUGGUGAAAUAGUUAAACUGUUUUGUUCUUCAAACUCAAACUGGUUUGAAAAUUUAAAGAACUUUAGGUUUUAUAAGCUAAAUUAAGUUGAGAUAAAAUAAUUUAUUUUAUUAUUUCAUUAAAUAGAAAAAUUAACAAAAUAAAAUUUUACUAUUCAAUAAUUUUAAUAUUUCAGUAAUCAACUGAAUUGGUAGGUAAGUAUAACAUUUUAUUGAGGUCAAAUAGUACCAUUAAAUGUAAACAAGUUUGAUUUUUUUAAAUAUGAAACUAAUGGAUUUUUUAUUUAUGAAUGUCCUAUUUUUUGUUUGAAUACAAUGGGAAUAUUAUAAAAUAUUUAUGGUAUAGAAUUUUAUAGUUAUAUUAUGUUAUUUUUUUAAAAAAUCUAAUUUUUAUAUUAUUAAUUUUACUUAGACUAACAGUUUAAUUUCCCUCUAAGUUGUACCACAAUAAAACUCAAUUACUUAAUAUUAUUAAUUAUUCUACAGUUAUUUGUAGUCACAUAAUACAAUUAUGAUAAUAAAUUAAUUAUUGUAGAAUUGUAAUGUUCUAUACUCAAAAUAGUUAUAGGAUGUAUAAUAAUAAUCAUAAGUGGACCAUCCAUUGCAUAGAAGUAUAAAUUGUUUUUAUUAUUAUUUAAUUGUCUAAAUGUCAUAAAUUAUUUUUUUCUUAAAAAAUUAAUUAAACAUAAUUACAAUAAAAGAAAAAAGAAAUAGAUUAUAUUAGUAUUAUUGUUUAUUGUAAAAACUUAUAAUUGUAUUUAUAAUCAGUGGUAUUGUGAUAGUUACUAUAAAUAAAAAAUUAUGUUGAAGUAUUAUAUAAAAUAUUAUUUUUAUAUUUGUGUCAAAUAUUAUAAAUAGGUAACUAGGUCAUACUACUGAAUAACACAUUUCACUAUUUUUAGAUACCUCUUCUGUUCUAACACACCCACACAGAUUUUGAUCAUGAAUCAAAUUCAAAAGUUUAAAAUGCAGGUAUAUACCUUUAGUUAACUAUAUUUAUUUAUUUUAUUUUAUUUAGAAUUUACCCUUUCAAUAUGAGUGUACAAGGGUUUGAGGAUCUUAUCCAGGGCCCACUUACUAGUUUUGUUCAGUUGUCCAAUCAAAUUGGUGGUGAUGUAUCCACUCAAGCAGCACUUGUGUUCAGUGCUUUUCAGUAAGUAACAUACAUAUUAAUUAUAAACUAUACACGGAAUUAUAAUAAGAUAUGAUAUUUAUUAAUAAUGGUCACAAUUUUCAGAGCUGAAUUACAAUUCAUAAAAUAUGCUAGUGCAAAUAGUGCACCAAGUGACAGUGAAAAACAAAAGUUAUUACUUCCAACAAGUACAAAAAUCCAAGAAAUCCAAACACUCAGAGAGAAAAAUCGUGGGUCUCCAUUUUUCAAUCACCUUAGUGCCAUCAGUGAAAGUAUAACUGCUUUAGGUUGGGUUGCCGUGGUGAGAAAUAUUCUGCUUUAAAUUACUAUAAUCCCUAGUCAAAAUAUUUUUAAAACAAUGUUAAAUUUACAGUCCCCUACUCCUGCUCCUUAUGUUAAAGAAAGCAACGAUACUGGUCAAUUCUACACAAACCGUGUGCUCAAAGAAUGGAAAGAAAAGUAUUUAUUUUCUACUAAAUUAAAAUUAUUUACUGUUACUGAAUACUUUUAAUCACUAAUAUAGGAACAAAACUCAUGUUGAGUGGGCUAAAACUUGGGUACAACUUCUGAAUGAUCUUCAAGCCUAUGUCAAACAAUAUCAUACAACUGGACUUGUUUGGGCAAAAACUGGAUCAAAACCAUCUAGUGGACCUGCUCCACCACCACCACCAUGUGGUUUGCCUCCAAUGGAUGAUUUGUGUUUAGCUCCUGCUGAUCCAGACGCUACUAACCGUUCAGCCUUAUUUGCAGAAAUUAAUCGCGGUGCUGAUGUCACUAAAGGUAAACUAAUAUAAUUAGAAAUAAUUCAAUUUACUUAUUGACCCAUUUUGCUUUAAGGUUUAAAAAAAGUUUCAUCUGAUAUGCAAACACACAAAAAUCCCAACAUGAGAGUGAGUGGACCAGCUCCUGCUAAUGUUGGGCAUUCAUCUGUUUCGCCAGUUACUAAACCGAUUGUUGAAAAACCUCCAGUAUUUGCACGUGAUGGUAAAAAGUGGCUCAUUGAAAACCAAAAAAAUAACACUAAUCUUGUGGUUGACGGUGCUGAAAUGAAUAAUGUGGUUUAUAUAUUUAAAUGUGUUAACUCUACAAUCACAGUAAAAAACAAGAUUAACUCUAUUGUUAUGGAUUCAUGUAAAAAGUCAUCUGUGGUAUUCGAGUCAUUAGUCUCAUCUGCUGAAUUUAUUAAUUGUCAGUCGGUCCAAAUGCAAGUACUGGGUAAAGUGCCAACAAUAACUAUAGACAAAACAGACGGCUGCCAAAUGUAUUUAAGCAAGGAUUCGUUAAACACAGAAAUUGUGACAUCCAAGUCAUCCGAAUUGAAUGUAAUGAUUCCAAAAGUAGAUGGCGAUUAUUCUGAACAUCCAAUACCCGAACAGUUUAAAACAACAAUUGGUCCAAAAGGUCUUAAUACCAUUAUUAUUGAAGCUUCGGGUUAAAUAAUACAAAUUGUAAUAUUUAUCGAGAACAUUAAGUUAAUGAAAACUAUUUAUUCUUACAGCAUUUAUUAUAUUCUUAGUAUUUUGAUAUUGAUGUUGAACAUCCAAAAUUAAUUUCAUUAUUUGGUGUAUACAUUUUUAUGAAUACCGAGUAAAAUUAGUUUUUAACAAUUUUAAUAGUUAUAUUAUGAUUUGGUAUAAAACGAGUAUAAUUAUUAUUCUUUCUGUAUUUAUAUACAAAUUAUUUUACUCAAUAAUUAUAACUAAUCUUUUUCAUUACUAAUAACCCCUUUUUACUAAACAUUUGUGAAUUUAAAACUGAGUUACUAUUAUUAAUUAUAUGAAUUCCUCUCAACAAUAAUAUUAUAUAACUGAAACAAGUUAUUGUGAUAAUUUUAUAAAAAUAAAGUGAAAUAUUAAAUAUAUUAAAUAUCUUAAUGUAAUUUUUUUUUUUUAACUUAAAUUAAACGUUUUGAAUUUUUUUACUUAUUAUCAUUUACAUUAGAUGGUAUUAUGUUUAUUUAUUUAUCAAUGUAGUUUAUGCAAAUUAUUGAUUUAUCGCUUUCAUUAUCACUUAGCAUUUUAUUUAACCUAACUUUUAAAUUUAUUUAUUUAUGUUAUUAUUCUAAAUAACCAACUUAUAAUUAAAAAUAGAAAUAUAGAAAUAUAAUUUGGAAAAUGUUUGAAACUAAUUAGGUAAUUUAUUGUAUAUAAACAAACAAGUGAAAAUUGUAGUUAAAUAACAGUUUUGUAUGCUCCCUAUCUUUACACAAAAUAUAAAUAAAUAUUUAAAAAUAUAUUUGU
Molecule: messenger RNA, 4183 nt
Organism: Cinara cedri
Lineage: Eukaryota; Metazoa; Arthropoda; Insecta; Hemiptera; Aphididae
Source: the annotation of a GenBank genome assembly